Messenger RNA from Musca vetustissima, 448 nucleotides. Its product is annotated as cuticle protein 38-like. The coding region runs from base 2 to 448 and encodes 148 amino acids. The transcript has 2 exons. Lineage: Eukaryota; Metazoa; Arthropoda; Insecta; Diptera; Muscidae. The record is from RefSeq and is a predicted model, not a curated record.
AAUGGCCAAAUUCCUUAUUGUAUUGUGCGCCUUGGUUGCCUGUGCCGCUGCUAAACCCGGUGUUGUAGCACCCUUGGCUUACAGUGCUCCCGUAGCUGCUGCCUACACCGCCCCUGUGGCUGCUGCCUAUACUGCUCCAGUAGCUGCCGCUUAUGCUGCCCCAUAUGCCACAGCAUAUGCUGCUCCUUACGCUACUGCUUAUACCGCUGCCUAUACUGCUCCUGUUACUUAUACCGCCCCAGCUGCUGUAGCUGCUCCUUUGGCUUAUGCCAAUGCUCCUUUGGAUGCCGCCUACGCCAGCAGCCGUGUUGAUAUCAAGCAAAACUAUAAUGCCGCUGUUGUACCAGCCACUUAUGACGCUGCUCCCGUUGCUGCUGCCGUAGCCCCUGUUGCUACCCCAGUUGCUGCUCCUGUAGCUCCUCUUAAAUACACCGCUACUUUGUUGUAA